Messenger RNA from Mollisia scopiformis, 628 nucleotides. Its product is annotated as LSM-domain-containing protein. Gene Ontology annotation, biological process: mRNA splicing, via spliceosome. The transcript has 7 exons. NCBI's taxonomy places the organism in Eukaryota, Fungi, Ascomycota, Leotiomycetes, Helotiales, Mollisiaceae. Gene Ontology annotation, cellular component: U6 snRNP; Lsm1-7-Pat1 complex; U4/U6 x U5 tri-snRNP complex. The coding region runs from base 161 to 415 and encodes 84 amino acids. Gene Ontology annotation, molecular function: RNA binding. The record is from RefSeq and is a predicted model, not a curated record.
GUUGGCUUCCUUGCUUCUGCGCUUCCAAACCCCUGCAUGCGCUCUCACGUGUUGUGAGAUUUCUGAACCUGGAUAUCUUUGGCCGCAGAUUGGGCUGUCAAGGAAAUUACCAUUGAAUCGCUUCUCUACCUCGACAUAACAUUCCUCUUGGUCGCACAAAAUGGCAACUCAAUUACUGCCCCUCGAACUGAUUGAUAAAUGCGUUGGGUCCAAGAUCUGGGUAGUCAUGAAAGGUGACAAGGAGUUCAGCGGCACUCUUGUUGGAUUUGAUGAUUAUGUCAACAUGGUGCUCGAAGAUGUCACAGAAUUUGACUAUUCCGGCAAUCACACGAAGCUUUCAAAGAUCUUGCUGAACGGAAACAAUAUUUGCAUGCUGAUACCUGGUGGAGAAGGACCGGUUGCUGCUGGAUCAUGAUGAUGCUGGGAUAGGCAUAGGUUAGGAGAGCUGGGGAGGACUCUGGGAGCCGACAUCGUCUAAAGCAAGCAGUCAUGAUUGCGCUGGCUUCCUCAAAACAUCGGCUUCGUGUCUAUUUCGCACGUACCUGCAAUACAAGCAAAUUCAACCAGUGCAUCUUGAUCAAGCUCGCUCUCAUGGGAGACUCUAUUCCUUGUCACGAAUGAAGUGGAG